CAUGUAAACAGCUGUAGGUGUCUCAGAGGCUGAGAGCAGUGUUCACUGCAGAGCCCUUCAGGUAAGUAGCCAGAGGCUGGUGGGCGCCCGAGUGAUAUAUUGGCCCCAGGUCCAUAGGAGAUCUUUUGUUUUUCCUGCUGUGAGUCUUUGUGAUGAGACUGGGCUGCAGAGCUUGCAAUCUACAGGAGUGUGGACUGAUCUUUUGUAGUAUGUUAUAGUCAAGAACAAUGUAGGUUAUAUCCUGGAUGCAUUGGAAUCUAGAUCAUUUUAUUUGAGAGAAUUUAAUCAUGUUUUGAUACAGUUAGCUGUGAGUGCAGCAAUAUAGAUUCUGGUAUUAAAAUAAACAUUAAUCUGAAAUAAAGUUUAUUAUUUGAAAUGAAUAUAUUUCUAAUUCGUUUGUGUGUUUUAUUAGAAUCAAAACUCAUUUUCUGCGCCGUGAAUUAAUGCUUGCAUAUUUAUUUUUAUUCUGAUUUUUCUCGAUGCAUUAAUUUGCACAUAAUGUCUAUAAAUACAGUUCAUGAUUUUUCUUUUGUGUGUAAAAUAAUGUACAGGGUCCCUUAAAACUACCCACUACGUAAUCUGGGUACAUAGAUAUACAUUAUACAAUUUAAACUUUGUUUAGAAGGAUAAUGCAUGUUUGCUUGUUACAUGUUAAUGUAUUGAGAUUUUGAACUUGAAGGGUUAGAGGUGCCUUAUUGUAUUCAGCAAUGACUGCAACAGAUGGUCUUAUGACCCCAAGGAUUAGAUGUGCAAUCAAUUUUGGGCAGCCUUGACGCUUUGGGAUGUCUGUGUUCUAUUGCUGUUAUGUUUCUUGUACAGAGACUUUGUCUGUGCUAUUCUAUUCCUUUGCUAAUGCAGCAUAUGAGGUCAUUGUAGUGUGGCUGUUGUUUAUGGCUUGUUCUGUUUAUCCUGCCUUCAUAUCAGAAAUCUUAAAUUGGGUGUCAUGGAAGAGGGGGUGUGUGUUUUCGAAGCUGGUUUAUGAAUAUGCAUAAAAAAACAGCUAGAUACUUCCUCAAUUCGUUUUUAUACAGCAAUCUCCUGUUCUACUGCAACACAAAUACAACAUGGAUUACUUCCUGCAUGACAUCUGAUCAAGGAAUAUUUUUUUAUUUUUUUUCCCCUGUACAGUUAUUUUUUUUUUUUUUUUUAUCACUCGAUAACCGAAAGCUGUUAGACUGGUGGAAAAAUUGUAUUUGAACAGUCCCUAAGCUUCUAUAAAUAGUAUUGAUUGUUAUCGUAUUUUGCAAUCUAGUCCAAGCAUGUGUAUGAGGCCUACCUGAGUUUUCUCGGUAUGACUUGCUGAACUGAACUAGUUAUGGAUAGCCUGGUUGAUCAGUAUGUUUGUUAACAUUAUGAAUUAUUAAGCAACACCUCAAAAUUAAGGACGAGGUUUAUUUUUUUUCCAUUCCCCUUUUAGUUUUUUUUUUUAAUUUUUAAUAAAUUGUCAGGCAGAUGCUUUUAAUAAAAUGUAAGGGUUUUCAAGUAGUUAUAAUAAUAAUAAUAAAAAAAAAAUGUGAAAGUCCUUUUAAUGUAUAUUGCUUUUGCUACUGUUCGUAAUACUCUCACAAUUGCUUAUAAAUGGAAUUGAACUCAUUGUAGUUGCUCUGGUGCCAGGCCUCCAAGACAAGCUUUGAGACAAAUGGAUGAUUAGUUAGCCACAGAAGGUCCAGAGUCAAAGUAUAAUAUCUCUGCGCAUGUCACAAAAUGUGCUGUAAUACAUUUCCUAUAUUUUUGGGUAGAUUUUGUAACUAUUCAAAGUGGUAGGUGUGGAAAAAAUUACAAAAGACUAUAAUUCCAUAUUAUUAUUUUUUAUUAUUAUAUUGCGUUUAAAUAUUUCUCAACGACCUGUUGGGAACAGUAAUGAUAUUUAUAGUUGGGAAAAAUUUGAAAGAGAAAACAAUGCCCCACAUUAAUCAUCUUAUUAUGUAGACGUUUGACGCCCUUAUAAAUGAUUUAUUCAAAGGACUGUUAAGUCUUAAACACUGUACUGAUAAAACAAGGCAUUUGUGUGGGUUCCACACCUUGGAUUUAUCUGGGACAGGCAAUAGUACAUACAAUGUCAACAACACUUAAUGUGCACUCAUUCCUCAGUACUUGGCAGUAUCUUCUAACUGAUCGCUUGCAUAUCUGAGCUCUGUUUUUUGAUGGUGAUCGUUGUGUACAUUGGAGUGCUAUUGUGAAUUUGUGAACAAAAUUUGUUUUGAGAUCUGAGUAUUUAUUUUUUAUUUUUUAUUUUUUUGUACAGCCCCUUGGUUGGAAUCGUAGUACAUUUCCCAACUACACAACAGUUGCAAUGUAGUUGAUUUACUUAAACUAUCUCUGCAUGUGCUGUGAAAUGUUUCACUCAACCCCAUAGACUUUGCUCGGGUCUUUAAUUUAAAAUACAGGGCGGAAAAAUAUAUUGUUACGCAAAAUACUACUUGAAAGGGCAAUAAGUCCCUUAAUGUUUGAUUUUUAAUGUGACUCUUUGUAAAUCAUGUUUGUUGUGGAAUUAUAAGGUUUGUUCUAAAAUAUUUUCAUAAUAGUGUAUAAAUCUCAGUUUUUGUCUUUGUGAAAAAAUGACCCCAUUUGAGUGUUAACUACUCAUUUGUAGUGCUCAGAUGUUUGUGUGGUUAAUAUUUAGAGACCUGGUAUUGUUGGGCAUUGCAGCUUAAUCUGCUGAAACAAACAUAUAUUUAAUUUGAUGCCCCAUCAAAGUUGUGAGGUUCACAAGUAUUUUAUUUUACUUUAGCAUUGUCUUACUUUGAUGUACGUGAGAAAUUAUGAUGUUAGUACUAGUUUAUAAGUUGUUGUGGUUUGUUUUUGUGAUUAUUUUUUGUAACAUAUUAAAUGGUUUGUUUGUUUGUUUUUUGUGUGGAAUAUUUCUUCCACUCUAUAGGAUUUCAGAAAAAAAUACUGAACAUGCAGCAUUUUAUUGGUUUAAACACUUACAGUACAGUGUGUAGUUUAGUAUAAGAAGAAAAAUCUACUAUAUAUAUAUAAACUCGAUGUACACAUGGAGAACAUAAAAUUUUUAAGAUUUUGAAAUUUUCCACUUUGAUUUUCCAGUCCCUCCCCUAUGUCGUCUCAAUUUUCCAACUGUAACGCGGUUUCUUGGAAUGAAAGGGGAGGCGUCGUUUUCCCAGUUAUACAGUCGUAUAACCAUUGCAGUGCCAAAAAAGAAAAAUUGCUGACUUGCUAAUUAAUGUUUUGAGGACUGUAAAAGUGAAGCACAGUAGGGGUUUGCUCUGGGCCCUAAUCACAAUUAACUCUAGCCCACAGUUUUUUGCUUUUCUAAUAAAAAAAGAUUUCUGGACGAGGAGAAUGUGUGGAAUUUUACAAACUAGGAAAAGAGAUCUAAGCCUGGACAUAAUUAUUAUUUAUUUAUAAAGCGCCAACAAGUUCCGUAGCGCUGUACAAUGUUUAAUAGCUAAAUAAAGUUUGUUCUACUGAGUUGGUGUAAAAUAUUGAAGUCAUGCAAAUUUUCUUUCACACAGGGUUUCUUUCCAGCAAUCUGGGAUCUCGGCUCUCCCAAAUUAUUUUAUUCUUCACUCAUCUCCCCCAAAUUUAGUCAUCCAUUUUUGACAUUCGCCCCAUCUUUUUUUGCAUCUUGGAAUUACACUUUCUAAAUUUUUUGGCCAACAUGGUACAGAAGAAAAGUCUAGAGAUGAAAGGAUUUCACCGUUCCUUUAAGGUGAGGAGUUAUUUUACCACUUUCAACUUUGUUUUUUUUUAGGGAUAAAAUUUAUCCAUAAACAAUGCGCAUCUUGUUUUGAUAGACUAAUGUAAAAGAAAUGUAGCCAUAUAGCUAUAUUAUAUUAAACAGUGUUUGCAGUGUCCAUACAUCUAUGUCCGUAGUAAAUUAGUAGUUUUGAAUGGGACUAUUGACUGCAUCAAACCAGUUGUCUCUGCUAUUUGUCACUAAUUGCACUGGUCACAAAUGAUAAAUUGUAGGAUGGAAUGGCUAUGGGGGUGGUGCUGCUAUUCAUUUGGGCUAAGGAUACUUUUACACAGUGUUAAAUGGGUGUACUGCUUUCUAUGGGGUAAUGUUGUAGUUUUUUUUUCAUUAGAGGGCUUGCUACUUUGCAAAAAGUUUUGUUGCCUUCCUUCAAUACCCAUAUAAUUUUACAUUUGCUUCUUCAUGAACAAGGAAAACAGCUAUAAAACUGAAAGGGGGGAUGUCACACUAAUAUACGUUCUUAUUUUUUUUUAUUUUUUUUAUUAUUUAUAUAUUGUUAUUGGUGUAGCAAAAACAUGUAAAUUUGCUUUAAAAAUAGGUCAAUGUAAAAAGUGGACUAUAUUUACCUUCGAUAUCUUACAAGCAUGUUAAAAUAUGCAACUCCAGCAAAAAUGCCCUUUCUGUAUUGAAUCUUAAACAAAAUACAAAACAGCAGGCAAACAGAACCAAGGCCCAUUGGUGUCACCCCCAAUUUAUUAUGACGAGCAUAUCAACACAAAGUUUCAGAAAAGAGGGAUGUUUAUCAAUGCGAAAUGCCUUUGUAUUGACACAAAUACAGGGGUUAAAUCCUCUAACUGGAAUCGGUGGCUUUGCAGUCCCUAGCACAAGAUGGGUUAACUAGAUGAUUCUGUGGAUUUGAAAAGUGUGAAGCAUUUCUGCAAGGGAGCUAACCACCAACAUCCAAUGACGUUCAGUGCCCUCUGGGGCAGUAUAAAAUCCCCGCCUUCAAAAUCCCCUUUUGUUCCUGGUCUGUGUGUAUUUUAUGUCUGCAUUAGAUCACGCCUUCACUGUGACAUCCAUCCGAGGCACGCUCCCACACUUUAAAAUAAGACUUGUUGCCAGGCAGAUCAUACGUAGGGGGGCGGCGCUGUACACAGAGGAUGGUCCUAUUCCGAAGCAUAUUUUCAUUAACCCCAAAUGCUGCCACAAUGCACUGAAUAAUCUAGAAACAUUACUUAUAUUUUCAAGGAUUUGUCUCCGAUGAGAUGUGCACAAGUUUGUGUUUAAAAUUCCUUGUUGAAAUAUUACAUUGUCAUGUCAAACCCCAUUAUAUAACCGUAUAACCGAAUGUACAAAAAAUAUAUUUUUUCUUUUAAUUUCUGUUGAAAGGUUUCGUGCAAAGUCACAAUUAUUUAUUUCCGAUUCCAUGCUAAAUCUCUAACUGAUAAAACGCCACAAAUCAAAAUCUGCAGUACAUCAAUAAAUAUUUUGCUGAAAGUGUAACUUCUACAUUAAUAUAUAGUCCUGUUAAAUUCUUAGGGGGAACACACCUAAACAUGAUUUGUUGACAAAAUGUAAUUCUAAGCCUUCGUGCUGUGCCGUAAUAGGCAUUUCAACGUCCUGUAUUUGCUUUCCGUACAAAUAAAUAGAUGGUUUGUAUGUUCAAACUGUGCAUUUUAAAACUUUUGUUUAUCUUUCAACUUCAGGGUCAAAACCCUUUUGAGAUGGUGGAUUAUAGGAUGGGAUCCAGAAACAUGGAGACUGUAUUUAAUUUCGACUGCCCCACACGCCCUGGUAAAUAGCAUUGCAUUUUAAACUAUUGUAAGUUGUUAGAAUUUCAAGUCUGCAACAUCGAGCACCUUCCAUUGUAGCAUUGCUCUACGAGUUAUCAAGACAACUUCCUGACCUCCCCCUCCAUCCCCCCAUUCCCCCACCAAGUUUCACUGUGCAGAGAACGCAACCCUACAACAUUUGUUUCUAUAUGUCCCCACAAUGGCUUCCUUUGUUACUAAGCCAUGUAUGAAUGUAACCGUAUAGUGCCACAAUUGAGAAUUAGUUUUGAGUAGUCCCUACAAGCAUCAUCUGCAUUAAAUAACCCACUGAAGUGUGUGUAUAAUAUUGUGAUUUUGUUUUUCCUUGUCUCUGUGCAAUGUUUGUGUCGAUUGCCCAUACUAAAUGAAUAUGAUUGUCUUCUAGUAGCAUGAUUUCGAUAGUGCCAGGUCACUAAUAACUAAAUAAUGGAAUAAUUUCUGUAUUAGAUACAGCUAGUAUUGGACUGGAAAGUUCUGUUUACAAUAAUAAUGAUCAGUGUCAUGGCCGCCGUGCACUGCUUAUGCAGGGUACCGUAAGCAAAUAACAUUUAAAUGGACAGUGUUUUGAAAUCUGGAAUCAUGCGGGAAAAUGAACAUUUAACAUUCUGGUUUUGUGUCUUUUUUUUUUUUUUUUUUCGAUUGCAUCAGAUAUGCCAUCGAGUUCCCCGAUCGACAUUCCUGAUGCCAAGAAAAGAACAAAAAAGAAAAAGCGAUGCAGAGCAACAGACAGCUUCACCGGACGAUUUGAAGGUGAGAAUUUAUUUUUCACGUCCUUAAGCUUCUGCACUGCAUACGUGGGGAUUUUCAAAUGGGACACCAGUGUUCUAGCAAGUCAGGAAUAAAAGCUGUGACUUAUACUUACAGAGCUUGAGUUAAAAGAACACUAUGGAACACUCAGACAUACAAACAUGUAUUCCUGAUACUAUAGUGGUAAAUAUCACUAAUAAAAUGCCCUGCCCCCCUCACCUGCCUUUAAAAAGGCGAUUUUUACUUGUCUUUUAUCCCAUGCCGCGCUUUUUUCACAGCGUCUUGCCCCUCCUUUGUGGGUGAGAUCAUCAAACUUGACUGUGUCAGCCAAUCCAAUACUUCCCCAUAGGAAAGCGUUGGGAGGCUGUUGCGCAUUUGUAAACAUGGCAGUAGAGGUUAAGUUGAAAAAAAAGAAUACGCACUUACCUCCAUUGCAUGUCAGUGUUUUAUGUGACUUUGAUGUCUAAGGGUAUGUUUGGGCAUCUAUAAAAAAGUGUUAUGAGCACUUGGGCAUUUCCUUUUUUCAUUGGCAUACAGUGCCUGGCAGUGCAUGAACCCUAAAAACAACAACACUAGUGAUUAUAAUAUUUCUUUUUCAAAAAUAAACGGCACAGCCAAUUAACGUCUUACUAAUGACAGUUUGACUUUAAGGUAUAAUGUAGCAUUCUCCGAGAAUCCCCAAACAGGAAAGUUGAAAGAAUGCAGAUCUUAUUUGCAGGCUUCCCCCAUUUAGCAUACUUUAAAGCGGCGCUGUCACCGUCUGGAGACUUUGCCGAAUAUGUGAAGACUCCCAAAGGUGACAUCAGCACUGGUGGUCCGGUGGCUGGUGCGGGGCAGGUAAAAGUCAGAUUUACUUACCUGAAUCUUUCCCUUGCAUCUUCCUCCAGCCGGUCCUCUUCAGCUCCUGGCUCUUCAGGGCCAGUAGCCAGUGUCACUGCUGUAGUCUUGCGCUUGCGUGGGAUUACAGUAUUGAGGUCUAUGGAGGAGACCGAGGGAUCCUCCUAGACAGAGCCCAUUCCCUGCACUGGUGUCACGGCUGUUGGGAUUGACACUGUACCUCCGCCCAAGUGUUUAAGAAAUAUACAAAGACCAAGUAAAAUUCCAACACAGUCAAAACUAGUGUUUCAUAAAGAUUCUGUUUUUAUGAAAUACUACUUUUUCAGGGUUGGGUGACAGUCUGUCCAAUAUGUGAAGUGGCUGCACAAUUCCACUUUUUGGUAAUGAGGAUACUUUGUGUUCUGUACAGAUAUGUACCAACUGCAGGAUGAAGUUCUUGGUGAAGGUGCUUAUGCCAGAGUCCAGAGCUGCAUUAACCUAAUUACCAACAAGGAAUAUGCAGUAAAGGUGAGCUGCUGUUUUCUUUUAGAUUAGACGGCUCCUCCCUUCCUUUUUUUUUUUUAAAAAAACACGAAUUCCUUUGUUUACACAUGAAAUGGUCAUUUAAUCACUUGAAACAAUGACGAGGAAAUCCUGUUCUGCGUAGAAUUAUUUCUAUUUUGAAUCUGCGGAUAUUGAAUACCAGUAAUGAGUGUGCUUAACUGGUUUUGCCUUGGGUUCAGAAUAAAGAGCCUUGUGCUGUCUUUACCUCUGCUGACAUCAUGCUAAAUACACGCAUGGUACCUUAUUUAGAUGCUGACUCGAGAAGCAAGAUUGACUGAGUGAUCAUAUGUUAAAAAAAAAAAAAAAAAAGAAGCUUAGUACAGCUGUCAAAAUUGUAUCCAGGAGACCGUACUCUGUGUGUGGACUCUGAUUAAACUUGCAACUCAUUCACUCACUACAACUUCCUAAAGAGUACUGGAAAAACUGGAUUGUAGAUCACUACAUUUUAUUACUUUUUAUGUGAUUUACAAGAAUAAUGUUAAUUUGUAAAAAUGUAAAGGAACACUAUAGGGUCAGAAGCACAAACCUGUAUUCAUGACCCUAUAUUGUUCUCCCUAAAUAUAGUAAAACCUUACUUGUAUUCAAGUGUUCAGCUGCUGCCUCUGCCCCUUAUCUGUCUGCUUGGCUGACAUCAUAAAAAGUGAUUUUCUGAGCCAAUCACAAUACUUUCCCAUAGGAUUGUCUGAGACUGUCAAGGAGGCAGAUCAGGGGCAGAGCCAGCACAAGUAAAACACCGCCCUGGCCAAUCAGCAUCUCCUCAAAGAGAUUAAUUCAAUCAACCCAUCUCUAAAAGUUCAGUGUCUCCGUGCAGAGGAUGGAGACACUGAAAAUCAGUGAUGCACAGUGUGCAGCACUGCUCAGGAAGCACCUUUAGUAGCCAUAAGAGGAGUGGCCAAUGGACGGAUCCCUAGGCUGUAAUGUAAACACUGCAUUUUUUCUGAAAAUACAUUCUUUAAUUCAAAAAAGGAAAUGAUUUUACUCACCAGAACAAGUACAAUAAGCUGUAGUUGUUCUGGUGACUAUAGUAUCCCUUAAUGUUGAUUAGAUGGCAUACUUCACCCUUUUUCAGUUAGAUUAGCUUUUGAAAUUCAAUUCUGAAGGGCGGGUGUUCCAUUAAAUAAACUGAUGUAGACGGCCUUGUGUUCUGGAAUUCUGCAGUCCCCCUUCAUGUUUCCCAUCUGUUAUAACAAUGGACAGACUGCAGAAUGCAAGUCUAUUAACCAGAUCACUGCUUUCAGCUGUAGUCAAACAUUUGCCAUCAUUUAAUUCUGCUGCAGGGUGCCGAGCAUAGCUCUCUAGGGCUAAAAUCAAGAAGUAAAGACACACAUUAUGGAGAAAAUUUAAUUUUAUAUUGAUGUUAAGUAAGGAUUUUUUCUUUUUUCUAUUCCGCUGAAUAACUAUGACAUAAAAUGUGUCCUUGCAGAGGUGACCUCUUGUUGGCUUUUUCGUGGUGGCAAAAUCUCUUAUCUUUUGGCUUCUGAUUUAAACUGGUGGUGGAAGGGGGACAUCACCAGUGCCAAGCAGAAGCUUGUAUAUCACAAUCCUUUACUGCCAAGAGUGACGUGAUGUAUUAAGUUUAAGGUUACACAUUAACAUUUUGGAUAUUUAUUUUAAGAUUUGAAUCUGUUUCAGAUAAUUGAGAAGAGGCCUGGUCACAGCCGAAAUAGAGUGUUUAGGGAAGUGGAGAUGCUGUACCAAUGUCAAGGGCACAGGUGAGUACACAGAUUUAUAAUUGCAAUUGCUAUAAUGAGGGAGGCUGCUUUAAUGAGAGCGACGUAAUAAAAAAAUAUAAAUAUAUAUUAUUCCAAACUCUGUACAUCAAAGUACAUAUCACGCAAACAAAGUAAUUUUAAACACUCUAUAGAGUUUUUAUAGCUGCGGAAUAAGUUAUCGCUAUAUAAAUACUAUAAUAAUAUAGCUGUUAACCGCCAAGCUUUUAGUAAAAACAAAUAUAUGACCAUAUUUAAUGGUCUUCACCAUACAAGUUUUACUUUUUUAAUUAAUACCUAAGUAAGGUAAAAUCUAACAAUCCUUACAGAUCAGGCACAAUUCCUAUCAUCACUAAACUUUGUUGUAGUUCAAAAUGACCACGAGGGUUUGAGUUGAAUAGCUGGAUUUCCAAAAGUGUGCUCUCUAUGACUGCAGGCGAACAUUUUUAUUUAUGUCCAUCUAACCAUUCGCAAAAUGAAAAAUGUAUAUCCCUCUAUCGUAUGUUCUCCUGAUAAUUCCCAUGUUGUAAAUUGUUCUGUUCUCCUCUUUAGUUCUUGUUUUUUUGUUUUCUUGUCAUUCCGGUAGCAAUGUCCUUGAACUCAUUGAAUUCUUUGAAGAAGAGGACAAAUUCUACUUGGUGUUUGAGAAGAUGUGUGGUGGUAAGUUGUGUUUUUAUUUGGUUUGUGUUGGUGUCCAUCUGUUUUUGAAUGUACAGAUCUCUAGAUCAGAUUAUGGAAUUGGAUCUCAGACUAUAUAAUGGCUUGGUUUACUCUUAGACCACCAUAACCCUAUUCUUGUUGCCCACAGGUUCUAUAUUGAACCACAUUCACCGACGUAGGCAUUUCAACGAGCGAGAGGCUAGUUUUGUGGUUCGAGAUAUUGCUGGAGCGCUUGAUUAUUUGCACAACAAAGGUAGGUUUUUGAUUUAUUGAAAACAUUUUCUUUAGUCUGUAUGUUUCAGAAAUCAAGGUUAAAAUAUUCUGCUUGGGCUGACUAGAGACCAUUUCUAAAAAUUGUAUUUUUUUUUUUUUCUCUUUUCAGGUAUAGCACACAGAGACUUGAAGCCUGAAAACAUUCUUUGUGAAAGUCCACACCAAGUGAGUCAAUGUCUGUUUGUAAAUUAAGGUUGCGUGUAUAUGAGCAUCCUCUCUGAGACGGAGUCUCGUGUCAACUGGCAUGUCUGUUAUUUUAUUUCAAUUUUAUUUUUCCCCACUGUGUUCCUAUUGGUGGAGUUUGUGUUAUUUGAUUAUGUGGCUGGUAUUGUGUUAGUCCUGGCUAUGCAGUCUCUAGUAAUUAGCCAUUAGAAAUGAAGGAUAUAGGAUCACUAAAUGACUGUUCACUGGACUCCAUCAAAAAGGAAUCUAAGUGCAUAAACAAAAGUCAUAUUUAUAUAAAAAGGAGUAUCCCCACACAUUUAACAAUAGUGCUUGUACAGGCCAGAGUUGUGUUUUGCGUGCCAGUGAUAUAAGGAGGGAGUGUAUUUAUUGAUUGCUCGUGAACCACAUGCUAUCACAGUAAUUUUAUUUUCAUCUACAUUAGUGUUACAAUUCAAACUGUAUAUGUUGCCUUACUUCUUGUAUGCUUGUUCUGAUGUGAUAUUCUAAAGGUAAUUAAACAUCCGUAAACGAUGUUCAGCAAUUCAGUAAGCACCAGAUUUGCAUUAACUUACAGACGAGCCUCAUUUGCCAACCCUGCCCUACUUUGAUGUUUUUUAGGUAUCUCCAGUAAAGAUCUGUGAUUUUGAUCUUGGAAGUGGGAUCAAACUAAACAGUGAUUGCUCCCCAAUAUCCACUCCAGAACUGCUCACCCCGGUAAGAGUCGACUGUGUUUAUUUCAAGGGACAGUAGAAAACUGAUGCAUACUCAAAAUGAACUUCUCUUUAAAAACACAGACACACUUGUGAUAUUUGAGGAUGCGGCUUUAAAGAGGAGUUUUUGUAUGUGCCCAUCCUGUAUGUAUUCAAUCCACCAAACAUUCUAUUUAAAGGGAAACUAUAGUGCCAGGAAAACAAUAGCUUCCCCCUCUAUCAAAACCCCAUUUCCCCCCCCAUUUCCCCCUGUGGUGCAGAAGGGGUUAAUAACCCCAUAUGUCACUGACCCAGAUCCGCCCACACGCUCCUCCCUGCCAAUGUCAGUCGAUGGUGGAGACCUAAUAUGCAUGCGCAGUAAUACUCCCAAUAUAGAUAUAGCAAAUAUGUUGCUCGUGGGUUCCAAAUCCAUUUGCUGUUUUUGGAUUUCGUGAAUGCUGGGUCUACUUUGCAUUUGCUACAAGUUAAAACUAUUGGGACAGGAACCUUCUUGUGAAAAGCUAACUUUGACCGUGAAUUUUUACAUUUUGUUUUGCUCUUUUGGCCUACAAUUUACUUUAGCCUUCUCAAUUCACUCGGCUUCCCAGAUGACUCUGCAUGACAUUUAAUUAUUCAUUAUUCGUGCAUGCAUAUCCUCUGCCCUGGAUAAGUCCUUUCGUAAAAAAAUUAUUUAUAUCUUAAAGGUACAUUCCAGGCAUCAACACUACUUUAAUGCAUGUGAUAGGUUUUGGCCUAAUUAAUAAGCUGUAAUUUUUUUUUUUUUUUGCAUGCUCAAAUCUUUAUAGUUUUUGCAUAAAAUAAAUAAAUGUUUUGCAGAAUGCUGCAUUAGAAGUCUGCUUCUUUAGCCGUGCCCCCUCACUCCAAAAAAAUACUUCAAUAUGUUAGGUAUGCACACAGCUCAGCCACUGACAGUAUUGAAUUAUUUAAAUAACAAAACAGCAUGCAUUAGAAGGAGAGGACACCCAGGGAGUCCUAUACUAAGGAUAUCACUACCUGUUUGCAGUUUCUCUGACUGCCUGCAGCCAGGUUGUGUAUUAAAAUCUGCUCACUCAGUGCUGUUUGGGCUAACACUGUGUGUACAUUUGAUAAGGAAGUCUUUCUGGCAUGAGGGGGUGUGACUAGGGGGCAGGCUAUUGUGCAGAAUUUUGGAAAACUUUUAUUUAUUUUGUGCAAAGACUAUAGAGAUUUGAGCAUGCAAAAAAAUACAGCAUUUUAAUGAGGCCAGAAUCUAUGAAAUGCAUUAAAGUUGUAUUAGUGCCCAGAGUAUCCCUUUAAAACUAAAUGUAAUAGUUACUUUAUUGCAGAAACAUGUAGUGCAUUUACCUGUAUUAAAAAUAGCCUUGCUCCUGCAUUUGUAAGGCUUCAUAUGGUCCUUAAGUACAGCAGUGUAAGCCCAAUCUGUCUUCUGAUGACAUGAAUCGCUGUUGUUUUCAAAUGUGGAGGAGAUUUUGUGUAUAGAACUGAAUGUCACUCUUGAGUCUUGCCAGAUAUAUCUUGUUUAGUGUUUUGCUUUCACACCCCACUGCCUUUUUUGUCUUGCAUUCAACCCACAUUUUAAACCUCUCGUUAUCUAUACCCCCAAAGGAAUAGUUGUACAAUAUGCCAAAGGCUUGCACAACCACUACCCUAUCCAUUGCCAAUUCCCAGAAAGCAAACUGUCCCCUGGCAUAUGCCCAGAGGUGGAUUUUGCAGACGACGACGGUGGUGUUGUAAACAUCAGCAUCUAAAAAUGACCCUGCAGGCUUAGUCUUAACCCUUUCUUUCCCACAAAACUUUUCUCAAAAUGAAAAUGAAGAGAAAAAUAAAUCUAAUUCUGCUAAAUGGAGAAAAUCCUAUGUCCCAGUGCUUUGCUAUUUUUAUGACAUUUUGUCUCACACUGCCUGUGUGUAACUGCAGUAGGGGAGGUAUCUUUGUAAACAACGUGUUUUGCCCAUUGCAUGCAUGUUAAUAAUAAUCUGUUCUGUUCCUGCAGUGUGGCUCUGCGGAAUACAUGGCACCAGAGGUGGUGGAGGCAUUUAACGAAGAGGCGUCCAUAUAUGAUAAACGCUGUGACUUGUGGAGUCUGGGUGUCAUCUUGUACAUUAUGUUGAGCGGAUACCCGCCAUUUGUUGGACAUUGUGGGAGCGAUUGCGGCUGGGACAGGGGUGAAGCCUGCCCUGCAUGUCAGGUAUUUAUUUUGAUGUCCUAAUAUUUUUCAAACUACUCCAACCAGACAUUGCGCCUUUGCCCUUGUCACUACUGGCUGGCCACCUCUUAAUUUUAUAUAUAUAUAUUUUUUUAACACUUUACAUGCUUUUUGCAUAUCUGACUUGUAUGUUCUCUUGCUCUUCCAUCCCCAGAAUAUGCUCUUUGUCAGUAUCCAGGAAGGAAAAUAUGAGUUUCCAGAAAAAGAUUGGGCUCACAUCUCUUCUGGAGCCAAAGAUCUCAUCUCCAAACUGCUGCUUCGGGAUGCUAAGAAGAGACUGAGUGCUGCUCAGGUGUUACAGCAUCCAUGGGUGCAGGGGGUAAGUUUCUGUAAAAAAAUUGCUGCUCUACAAUAGUGCUGCACAGUUUUCCAAGUAAUGCAAAAUGGACGUUAUUUUGGAGAAAAUCCUAACUUCUUUCUACAUUUGCUGGAGACUGAAAUGAAGUUGCGUUUUGUUUUGGGGGGAGGAGGAACAGAUGUGUGACAAAUUGUAAUUUGUGGUGUUUUUUUGUCUUUUUCUACAGUGUGCACCUAAUAAUACACUCCCCACUCCAAUUUUCCUACAAAGGUAAGCAAUAGUCCUGCUCGAAAUACUACUAAUCCCUGAAAGAGCAGAAAGUAGGUUUAUAUGCUCACGCACUUUAGUCCGAGCUAACUCAUAGUCUGUGUUGAGUGAUGAAUGAGCCAAUUGUCCGCUGCAUUAGUGAUCCAUGUAGUGUUUAGUAAAGAAGCAGUUCAGAACCAUGAAACUAGUCACAGCUACUAAUAGGCUUUGUAGAACGUUGUGUGCGUUUAUGUAAUCUGUAUUAAAAAUCUGUUUUUCUUUUCUUUUUUUUUUUUUUCUACUUUACUUUAUAAAGGAACAGUAGUGCCAAAGACCUGACGUCAUUUGCAGCUGAAGCCAUUGCAAUGAACCGUCAGUUGAUGGAGCGAGAGGAGGAAGAGAAUGGAGUAGACUCUUCAAAAACCUCAUGUCCCAUCGUAGUCAAAGCUACCUCUUGCUCCAUGCGACUCUCCCCUCCUUCCGAAUCCAAACUGGCCAAGAGGAGACAACAGGGAAGCAAAGGAGGUGUCUCUCCUCCCAGCUUGUCAUCCCUUCUUAUUGCCACGGACUAAGCUACAUCCUUCCCACUUUAUUCUCACCAUGGUUUUGCAUGUGAGUUUGUGACGGGUUACAAGUGGCAGCCUACAGGGGAGGUCCUUGUUUUUAUACUCGUUCUUACUCUGUUGUGGGGUUUCAGCAACCAGUUUGUUGAGAUGUUCCUAUCAAAUCAGCAUUUACCUGAGUGAUCCAGACUUGUGCGUUCAAAACUUUCAGAGGUGCAGUUACUUCUAGUUAAAAAUGAUUUACCUUUACUACCACGACCCCACCAGGGCAUUUAGUCUUUUUCAUUUUUUUAAAAAUGAUAUAUAUGUAUGUGUGUAAUAUACAUACAGUCCUGCAAUUUGUUUGUCUGCAAUGCAUUGCAAUCAUAUAAUAUUAUAUAAUUUUUUUGAAAUAUAUAUUUUGGUCAGAAAUCCUUUUAAUAAAACAAAAAAAUCUAAAUCUAAGCCCUUUGAUCAUUUAUUUUAAAUUUUUGUAUGGGGCUGAAACAUUUUUUUUUUUUUGUUUGUUUGUUUGUUUUUAUGUAUUAAAGUAUAAAUGCUCUGGAUUCCACAUUUGAGUUCCAGAGUGGGGUAAGCACUCCACUCUCGAACUCUGUGGGGGAAAGUGCUGCACCUCUUUUAAAGUUUAACGUCCGAAGCAGUGGGAUAAAAUGACCUCUUUCCAGAUUUGUAAGGGUGACUGUUUGCAUUUUGCCACUCAUCUUGGAGCUUUAUUCUAUGAUUGUAAAUAACACCCCGGAAGGGCUGCUUUGUACCCUGGUCAUUUUGCAAUCAUCGGGAGUCACCAGGUUGACUAAAUGGCCUCCAUCUGUAUGAUGAAGCACCAAUGUGAGUGUGUGUGUGUGUGUGUGUGCGUGUAGCAUAAAGUUAGGAAACCCAACUAAUUUUACAGUUUGAUGGAUAAUGUCACUGUUAUUCAGGUCUCCCUGGUAAUUUUCAGAAAUGUAUCCCAUUAAUCCAACUCCCAAGUAUUCGGAUAUAAUAAGCUAAUCAAUAUUGAACAAACAAAAAAAACACAACACAAUCUUGUAUACCUGGUGCGCAACUAAAAUUGGGUAAACACAAAUACUUUAAGUCGGUAAUUGGGUAAUGGUCUUCAGCAAAUAUACAUGGAGUCCUGUAGAAUAUCAGUGCUAUCCAGAUAAUCCUAACUUUAUCCUGAGUUUGAACUUUUAUUUAAGUGGUUUGUACAUGUAUAUAAAUACAUACACAAAUAGAGCUCUGUAUGUUUCUACAUAUGUACGUGUAUACAUUUUCAUAGAUAGCCCAGCAACAAGACUGGUUUUCAAUUGGCUGGUUUCCAAUUACCCAUAAUUUGCUGGAGUAUGAAUGCUUUUUUUUUUUUUUUUCAAAAACAGCUUUAGAAACCUUUAAAAAAAAUUAUUAUAUAUUCCACCAAAGGAUAUAUAUUUUGUUAUGUUUUUUUCCUCUUUUAGCAAACUGUGAAACAUGCUUCUCCUUUAGCACUUGGAUUUUUGGAUCAUUGGAAGGGGAAAUUUUGCCAGAGUUGUAGCAUUGAAAUUCUAUUUUAUUUCUACUUAUUGUGGAAAUAUGGAAGGAUCCUGCAUAAUUUAAGAAAUUUGAGUUUUGCAGAAUCCGUACUGAAACUGCCUCGAUCGAGGUGAUUGUGUAUAGUGGGGUAGUUCAGGAUAAUGACUGGUAAGCGUCCCGUGUGACCUUUAUCUCCUGAACUUUAAGUGUCAGAGUAGUGCGCAGUUUGUUUGACCCUGUUCGGUGCAAUCCAUGAAUAAAUUCUAUCAAGGGUAUUUGAGUUGAUAACGCACAAGCUCAUUGAUUGGUGAUGUUACAGUUAACCUUCUCUGUGGCCGAUGAUGUGCACACCACUUUGCUUUACACUAUGGUCUACAGCAAGCGUGGGCAAAAGAUUAAAUCCCCAAUUUUGAAACUACAACUUCACGAUGCCUUGUUGAGCGCAAUGCUGGCAAUGCAUCAUGGGAGUUUUUGUUUUACAACCGUUGUUGGGGAAUCGUUCUGUCUAUAUGUGGUGUACACAGCUCUUGCAGGCAGGGAUAACUUAGCACUCCUAAUGGAAUAAGGGAUUAUACUCAAGGUGGCUCGGGAUGAUGUGUGGUGGUCCACGCUAGUGUCCCAUUCAAUAAAGCCAAUAAAGAAUUUGGUAGGGGUAUUUAGGGCAAAGGCACUCCUUUUUACAUUCUUCUUUGUGGAUGUUUAUUCUCCAGGAAUGGUACAUGAACACUUUGUUUUAAUGUAGGAAUUUUCUGGUGGUUGGUGGGAAGAGCUGGCCGUUCAAUCUGAAGAGAUUGAAGCUGUAGUAGAAAGCGAACGCAAAGUAAUGAACAACUAAUGUGACUAAAUCUUGUGUUGGACUGAACAGCCUCUCAGUUGAUCAUUAGUUUUCCCACCCCUACAACUCGCCAAGAUCACGCUCAGAGGACCUGUGGAGCCCCAUGCAAAUAGCAUUGCUUAUAAAAAUCCUUACCGUGCUCCUUGAGGUCGGUAGAGACGUAGCCGUGGGUAAUGUGGAGGUGCUUGUCUGUCAAAAUAUACAUUUUGUUCCAUGUACUCCAUGUGUCCAAAGCACAGUUUGGUGGUGCUAUUUAAAAGAGUAUUGAUAGUGAAUUCACUGGAACACUUUUAACCAAGUAAGAGCCAAGUGCAUGCAGUUGUUUGGACUCUUAAGUUUUAGCACCUUUACUCAGGGCCUAAAACUCAGGGGAUUAGUGAAUAUUCCCUUUCCAGUCUGGGCACAUCUAAGACCUCCAGUGUCACCUAAAGUCUCAUGAGACCUCUGAGACUCAAGGUGAAACGCUUCUUUUAGCUGAAGCCACUUCCCAACGAGUUGCGUUCACUGUCUGGACGACACGGCCAACUUUUCUGGGAAGCUCGGCUCACUUUCCUUUAGGACUGCAGCGCGCAAUAUGUUUGUAAACCUUGCCUCGGCGUGGGCAAGUACUAUUUUUACAAGAAGAACCUUUCUAGGGCACUGAUGGAGUAAUGAUCAGAAAAAUUGCUAUGUUUUAUUCUGGUGGUUUUUGUAAUCUUAGUGUGUUUAGGCCCUGAAUUGUUCAUAUUUUGCCUUUAAAAGUAUAUACCUGUUAUUCUAAACAAUUGCUCUUUUUGAACAAAAUUGAAGUACAAGAACCUGGAGUGGGGGCGUAAAAGAAAAAUCUAUAUAAAUAUAUCUGUUAACACACAGGGCCGGCCUUAGGACUGCCGGCCAAAACAUGGUUUGUGCACAAUGUCUGAUUGGGUGCAAUGACAAUGUGUAUCAAAGCUCCUGUGUCAUAUGUCAGUGUUCUGUGUAUGUCGGUGUUUAUGCAUGAGUGCAUGUUGGUGUUUGUGUGCUUGUGCAAUAUAAAUACCAUCUCUACACGUUUCUGAAUGUGAACUACAAUCUCAAUGAUAGCAAACAAAGCUUAUGGGUUUUGGGAAUUGUAGUUCAAACACACUUUAAAUAUGUAAUCUGCAGGUGCAUGUGAUGUGUAAUUCCCUUGAUGUCUAUAGUGGAAACUGUACAUCACACGUAGUUAUAUAUUUUUCGAUUGUGUCUUUCUACCAAAGUUGGGGAUCCUUUCCUAUCUGCCUCUUCGUUUAACAUAGAAACAUAGAAUGUGACGGCAGAUAAGAACCAUUCGGCCCAUCUAGUCUGCCCAAUUUUCUAAAUACUUUCAUUAGUCCCUGGCCUUAUCUUAUAGUUAGGAUAGCCUUAUGCCUAUCCCACGCGUGCUUAAACUCCUUUACUGUGUUAACCUCUACAGCUGGAAGGCUAUCCCAUGCAUCCACUACCCUCUCAGUAAAGUAAUACUUCCUGAUAUUUUUAAACUUUUUUCCCCUCUAAUUUAAGACUCUCGUCUUGUUGUGGUAGUGUUUUUUUUUUUAUAGUCUCCUCCUUUACUGUGUUGAUUUCUUUUUUUUUUAUGUAUUUAAAUGUUUCUGUCAUAUCCCCCCUGUCUAGUCUUUCUCUCAGUCCUCGUGGUUUGUCUCCCUCAACCCUUCUACAUUCCUGUUAUGGUUGUGUGGCCAUGCUAUCGGUGCUGCGUGAGUCCCUCUCGUGUCGCCUCAAAACUUAAAUCCCACGCAACUGAUCGCUAAUGACAUCUCAAAUCUGCAUGCCUGUAUCACCAUGAAGCGAUCCGUGAUGCAGGGUUUAAGUUUUGAGGCUGCACUGCGUGUGAAUGAAUGGAUGGAAGCAUAUUUGUGGCGUUUUCUGACUAUCAGGGCCCCCUCUCUGUGUACGCACAGGACACUCAUGCCUAAGGCCGGCCCUGUAUAUACAGAAAUAUUAGGAUAAACUGUUCUAAAAUGAAACCGUGGAAAUAUAUAGAAGCAACUUUUAUUUUAUUUUAUUUUUUUGCUCAAGCAUAUCUGCUUUCAGUAAAUUUAGAUGGUAUCUGAUACGCAGUAGGCUGUCCUCAAGUAAGUAGUUUUCAGUAGGUUAGAAAAUAAGCAGACUAUUAAAAAAAUAUUAAUAUUCUGCAUUGAGAGGCCAACAGGCUCUUUAUGGUCAUAAGCUAUGUUAAUGUGCAUUGCCAAGAAAUUGUGUUACCACUCUGGCACACAUAGGAUUUUGGGGUAAUGCUGUAUGAAUGCGCACAAACCUACGUAGAGUGUUCAAUAGGUUUACAUAAUAGGGUAAAGACCUAACAUACGAAUGAUGCCUUCAUAUUUGUAUGAGUGGGUGGCGGUGACGGGCUGGGAAAAGAAUGUGUCUUUGUUGCAUAAAAGUCAGAAACACACAAAAAAAAUGGCAAAGUCAUUCAGGUUUAAUCACCUGUACUUGGCUUGAGGAAAAUAAAUGGUGUAUAUUGUCCUCAGCCGAUAAAUUCCAUCCAAACUUGGACAAUUUUAUUAUAUCUAAAGACCAAGUAGGAUCCCAGGAAAGUUUCACACCAUUUAAUUCCAGUAUUACCUCUAACUGUGGGACAGUACUGGGAGACUCCUGGCACAAUAACCACUACAAAAAUCUGUAGUGGAUAUGGUGUUUAGUGUGCCCCUGUAAGACCUCUUCCAGAGAACUGACUAAAGACUCAAAUUUAUUUCCAAAUUAUACGACUGAAGAGCCUUUACAUAUGACCCCUUUGAAAAGCUCAACAUUGUUUACCAAUUGGUCCUUUUUUGGUAGCAUAUUUGUUACUGACCUGAAUUUUGAGCUAUAUUGAUUUAAAAAAUAAAAAAUAAAUAAAAAUUGAAAAAAUUAUCUGAAAAGAGCAGGGUUUUUUUCUGUUCCAUUAAACAGACUGCAAAGAUAAAUAAAUAAAUCUGUAUUUUAUCACACAAUAUUGCUUACAAGAAUAUCCAUUCCAAAUCUUUAGUCCAGGCAAACCUAACCUUAAUUAAAUACACUAAAAAUGCAUUUUCAUGUCCGUAUCGUACUUAAUGACACAUCUGCUUAACUGCCUCGCUGUGUUACAGUGACGAGGGUGUUGAUGAAUUGCUGUCCCUUAAUCCUAAAUGUCCCUCUAUCAGUGAGACUAUAUUCUAAAGCUGCGUUUUUAAUCCAUGUCCAUCUGACCGAUUUAUGCAAUCUUAUGAAUUUUGAAGGUCUACAUUCGACCAUAUCUACAACAUGCACAUUGUAUGGAUUUUUUGUUUUGUUUUGGUUAUGUCAGCCUGUUGGUCCAUAGGGAAUGUUUGUGAUUUGUAUGGAAUUAAUCGAAACUUUGUUUUGGCUUUUUUUUUUUUUUUUUUGUACUUCUAAAGAAAAGCUCACUUAAGAAGUUUGGUUAUCACCAAGAGGCCGAUUCAUUAAGGGCAGUGACAUUAACGUUGGUUACAGAGCAAUAAGGGUUUACUAAAUCCAUUUAACAGCUGGUUCCCUUUCCUGUCUAAUAACCCUCCAGGGUGAUCUUCGUUUGGUGCAAGUGUUCUGUAUUACGCAGCCUGACUGUAUGGGUCAGCCCUGUAACCCUCUUAAGGACACCGCUUCGGAAUUAAAGAGCCAGCAUGACGGAAAUGUUCCGUCUUGUGUCCUUAAGGGGGAUAAGUAACCAGAUACAAACAAAUAAAGUGCCUUAGUGCAGAUAAUGUACUGCCAAGUGAUCAGAAGAGAAAGUUAAUGGAAAAUUAGCUUGGAAAUACUUUUCUAAUGCCAUCAUUAGAGCUUGGAAGAUGCAGCCUUGCAUAAAUGUACAUCUAUUGGUUUUAUGCGUUUCUAUAUAGGUGUGCGGCUUUUCUGAUUGUGCUCGUACAGACCAAGCACUUGGCUGUAUUAGGGUUUCCAGUCUUUGCCUGAAUUUGCAUGUUGGUUUCAUCAUUUGCAUGUGUCUGUGCAGACAUACAUUUGGAAGCCAAACAUUCCAUUAUUUGUCCUCGAGGGUGAUGCUGGAUAAUUUUACCAUUCACCCCCAUAUUGCUUUGCUUCCCAGAGUCGUCUUCAUUCCCAGCUGAAGAUAUGUGUGCAGGAGGUAUAUACUUUUGCGAUUCUGGGUGUCGUACUUGCUAUAUCUUUAUUUGAUUACAAAUUGUUAUUUUGAUUUCUUUUUUUUUUUUUAUAUAUAUAUCUGAAAGCAAGAAAACAUUGUCUUAUAUUAAGAACACUUGAAUCUGCUGACUGCAGUGACCUUUCUGUACAAAUGUUAAGGUCAGGGGAAAUUUAUUUUGCAGGGGUUGAACUAUAUGGGAAUUUCAGGGAUCUUAGAGUUUUUUUUUUUUUGUUCUGAUGACCCCAAGAAGGCUCCAUUAAGUGUUGGAGACCUAACAGGGCUCCUUUUAAAAAAUAAUAAAAGCUUGCUUUAGGAGCUUGGUUUAAAUUCCCCCCCUUGUCCUAGAUAUUCAUAGGGAGUGGGGAAGUUGUUUUAUUUUUGUAAGGAUUUUUUUUUUCUUUUUUAACUUUGCGCACUUCAAGUAGGGAUUUACCGCUGCAAGUAUUAGUGAUCAUUCGGGAAAUGGAAAUGUUUGUUGAACCAUUUGAAAUGUUAAACUAUUUUUCUAUCCUUGGGACUAUGUUGAGAGCAGCUUUUCUAGUGCUUGUCCUCUUUCUUCCAGUUACAUGAGAGGUUCACUGAAUGAACCAAUACUAGGGCAAACCUGCAUCGGGAAAAUGCUCCAAUUGUCAUUAUCAGACCGUGACAAGAUACCCCUGUAUCAGAAAGUGGCAGGGCAAGGGACUAUGUAUGUGUUGUUCUCUAACACCAUAUGCCACAGCAAAGAGGCACAAAUAAAAAAAACAAAAAACUUUCUCACUAGUGGAACUGGGGUGGAGGGGGAAUGGAGCUUUUUGGGGGGGCGGGACAGGGGGGUUAUUUUUUUUAAAUCAUUGAGUCUUUUAAAGAAGAGAAUUGGUAUCGAUCUUUUCACAAGUGACUUUCAAUGAUUAAAAUAAGUUUUAAACAAUUUCUGAACCUUUUGGCCGAGAUCAAGUGUAGUAACUAAAUUAUCAGUUUACUGUCUCACCAUGUAUUGAAAUGGAUUUUUAUGAACAGGGUGAUGGAAAAAGCUUGUUCUGUCCAUUCCAUACAUUUAACCUGUUAUUGCAGUACCUACAGGACCGGUGCACAAAAAUAAGCUUUGAAACUAGACAAGGUGUUAUGUUUUUGUAUUUAAGUGCUUGUUAACCGAACGACAGCUGGUUAAAUGGGCUCCGUCAACUUUGCUUGUUUAAGCACUUGCCCUGCUUUGCAGAUUAUUUACUUGUUUUUGUUUUUAAUAACAUCGUUGAAAUAGUGUCCUACCUGCAGCUUGUAAAUCUGAAAUGUAUACAUUUUUUCAAAGGAAAAUGCAGGUCCGCUCUAGAUCAAAAAGAAAAGAAAAAUGAUCGUUGUUUGUUUGUUUUUUAAAAAAAACAAAAAGCUUUAAUUUGUGUAAAUUUUUUUAUUUUAUUUUUUCCGUUAAGCCACUUUAUUUUUCCACUUACAAAGUGGCCAAUGAAGUUUUCUGUCUAGCAGUAAUAAGGUUAUUUUAUCAGAUAUGGUUUUUUGGGCAGUGAAAAGCUGCUAAAUGAUCCUGGUUAUCAAACUUUAUUUUUUGUCAUAAGAAAUAAAAUAGAGAACAGAGUGCAGGAAUUCCACAUUGUCCCUAAAAGAGCUGUCCAAUGUGAAAUGCGUACAAAUCUUGAAACUGUGAAUUUCCCAUCCAUUAGGCUUUUCAGAAAAUGUUUAAAAAAACAAAUUUAAAAAUAUAAAAUGGCUUUUUUUUUUUUCCUUUUCUUUGAAGCUGCCAAAGUUUUAUACUCAAUAUUAUUUUGUAAUGCACUGUGGAAAGUAGUCUCUGUAAAGAGAAAAUGUUGGGCGAAGGAUUUUUUUUUUCUUUUUCUUUUGGCUUCUUGAGGAGGGGGGUGGGUGGGAGGUCUGGGAUGAAUAUAAAAAAAAAUAAUAAUAAAGAAAAAAUCUGGAAAAAAAAAAUAAGCACUUUACUGUAUUUUAACAGGCAUUUCUGAUGCAGCUAAAGGAGACUUUGUCUGAUCUCCUGAUUCCAUCAGAUAUUUUUUGUAUUCUGUUUUUUGUAAAAAUUUAAUAAAAUGUGAAAAAAAAGUGACUUGCGUUUUCUUGCCGUCUUAAAUGACCAUUUAACUUUAGUUGGAAAGUUUAAUUAUAUUACAAAAAAUAUUUUGCACCAUGUACUUAUAGUGCAGCAAUUUUUAAAAAUGACAAAACGGUCCCCAUCUGCAUGCAUAAUUUUAC
Molecule: messenger RNA, 23005 nt
Organism: Pelobates cultripes (western spadefoot toad)
Lineage: Eukaryota; Metazoa; Chordata; Amphibia; Anura; Pelobatidae
Source: the annotation of a GenBank genome assembly